AUGCAAUACGUUCGGAGCAUCAGCGGUUCCGUCUCCAAGACAUGGAAUUCGAUCAACCCAGCCACCCUUAGCGGUGCUAUUGAUGUUAUUGUCAUAGAACAAGAAGAUGGCACCCUCGCCUGUUCGCCCUUUCACGUCCGUUUUGGCAAGUUUUCGCUCUUGCGUCCCUUCGAGAAGAAAGUCGAGUUCAAGGUCAACGGGGUCAAACAAAAUUAUGCUAUGAAGCUGGGAGAAGGAGGCGAAGCAUUCUUUGUAUUUGAAACGACCGACGAUAUCCCCGCAUCAUUGCAGACUUCGCCGUUGGUCUCUCCAGCGGCCAGCCCUCGGGCCCAAAGUGAACCCGAUAUCCCGCCUUCACUGCAGGAACCCGAGUUCCUGGACCUGGAUAAAUCGAAUGCAGAUGCAUUGUCAGAAGGCGCAAAGACUCCGCCGACCAUCCCCAUUGCGAACAAGGCGCGGGCCCACACCGAUUUAGGGACAAUCACACCGCUAUCGCGAUCACCUGACGAAUCCGAUCUUCACCCGCAUAACUCGUUGAGUGGCAAACCACCACUUGACCAUACCACCUCGGACAAUGUGCUUCCAAAAAGCUCACCUCGGCACUCUUUGACCGCCCCGCCUGAGAGCAGCGGCCUUGAAGAGGCUGAGCAUGAGGAUGAAGCAGCACGUUCUCGUAGUCCCCCUCUCAUGUCUCCCCAGGAGGCGGUGUCUCGUGCCAUCUCGCUUUCAAAGAAGCUGUCAGGCUCCAAUAUUCCAUCGCAUGUUACAGAAAAAGGAGAUUUAAUGUUGGAUAUGACCGGCUACAAGAGCAAUGAAGAAGAUGCGCUUCGUGCAGAGGUUGUGGCGCGCAAGAUUCUUGCUGAGGAACUGGAAGGGAGCUAUGACAUUGGUGCUCUCAUUGGAGCCGAUGAACACGGCAAUUUAUGGAUCUACAGCAGCGAAGAAGCAAAGGACUUAGCUGACCGCAGAGCAACCCUCAAUUCAAUGCGCCCAGAGACGGCAUUGAGCGAUGAUGCACUGUCAGACCCGGGAUAUCACAGCGAGGGUGACCAUGCUAUCUCGGAGCCAUCUUUGACAGCACGCCACCACAGAACCAAAUCAGAUGUUCAACCUGGAUUCCCCACACCCCCAGACUCGCCGUUGCAUGAGGGCUUCGCAGUGGAAACCCGCAACUACGCCAAGACCCUCCGGCUAACGAGCGAUCAACUCAAAGAGCUGCAACUGAAGCCAGGCCCCAACACAAUGUCUUUCAGCGUCAACAGAGCCAUCUGCAGUGCAAACAUGUAUCUCUGGAAUGGCAACACUCCUAUCGUGAUUUCUGACAUUGACGGAACUAUCACCAAGUCUGAUGCGCUGGGUCAUGUCCUCAACAUGAUCGGACGCGACUGGACACAUGCGGGUGUUGCUAAGCUUUACACCGAUAUCGUGAACAACGGGUACAACAUUAUGUAUCUCACAAGUCGAUCUGUUGGCCAAACGGACACCACGCGAGCCUAUUUGCAUGGCAUCAAUCAAGAUGGAUACAAACUCCCGAGAGGACCAGUGAUCUGCAGCCCUGAUCGCACAAUGGCGGCCUUGCGGCGAGAAAUUUAUUUGAGAAAGCCGGAAGUUUUCAAGAUGGCUUGCUUGCGGGACAUUCUCAACCUAUUUUGUGGCAAGGAGAACCCCUUCUACGCUGGUUUUGGCAACCGAUUGACAGAUGCAUUAAGUUACCGCUCUGUGAACAUUCCGUCUACUCGGAUUUUCACCAUCAAUUCCAACGCGGAGGUUUCGCUGGAUCUACUGAGUCUUAACAAGUACAAGAGCAGCUACGUGACUAUGCAAGAGCUACUCGACCACUUCUUCCCACCAGUCACACUCCUUGUGCAUUCUGGAGGCGAAGAAUACACGGACUUUACCUACUGGAGAGAUACACCGCAAGAGCUUGAAGACUUUUCUACUACCGACAGUGAAAACGAAGAUGAGGAUGUUGCUGAAGAAGAUGAAGACGGAGAUGACGAAGAAUACGACGACGAGCUGAGCGAGGGUGAAGGCAGCGAAUACCUUGAUGACGCUGAAGCCGUCGAGGAAGAUCUUGGGGCAAGCUAUAUGUCACAGGAUUCUGCUGUCAUGUCCAACCCGGCAGGCUCAAUCCUGGAGUCAGUGGAAGGUGAUUUGGACGUCGAAGAGGCUAUUGGUGAAGAGGAGUUGAUUCCUGUGGUCGAAAACACCCAGGACCCUGUCGACGCCCCCGCCAUUUCUCUUCCAAUCCGAUCCAAGUCCCCCAAGACCCCUUGA
Molecule: messenger RNA, 2277 nt
Organism: Penicillium antarcticum
Lineage: Eukaryota; Fungi; Ascomycota; Eurotiomycetes; Eurotiales; Aspergillaceae
Product: putative lipin Smp2
Exons: 3
Coding region: 1-2277 (758 amino acids)
Biological process (GO): triglyceride biosynthetic process; fatty acid catabolic process
Cellular component (GO): nucleus
Molecular function (GO): phosphatidate phosphatase activity
Source: RefSeq, a predicted model, not a curated record